Yamadazyma tenuis ATCC 10573 is the source of this 2406-nucleotide messenger RNA. Its product is annotated as alpha-xylosidase. The record is from RefSeq and is a predicted model, not a curated record. Gene Ontology annotation, biological process: carbohydrate metabolic process. Gene Ontology annotation, molecular function: hydrolase activity, hydrolyzing O-glycosyl compounds; carbohydrate binding. Lineage: Eukaryota; Fungi; Ascomycota; Pichiomycetes; Serinales; Debaryomycetaceae.
AUGUCUGAGCACUUUUCAUUUGAUCGCCAUGUAGAUGGUGACACCAAGUUUUCUAGAGGCCGCUGGGAAUUGAAGGCGGGAGUGAAGAUCCUCUGGGCCACCGAAAACGUCAAGACGGUCGUGGACACCGAGUCUGUCUAUUCUGUGUUCAGCUCUAGGCCUAUCAACCAUAGAGGUGAUAUCUUGAACAAUGCCAUCAUCACCACCAAAUUGACCAGCCCAGCUGAUGAUAUCGUCAAGCUUGAGACCUACCACAACAAAUCGGCCUAUAAACAUGCCAAAGAGCCCCGAUUUGAGUUGACUUCUCAAAGCUCAUCUCUCACUUCGACAGACGCGGCUGCGUACCAAAUUCAGUCAAAUCGUUUGCAAGCUCAGGUCAAAGAGAAGCAAUUUGGUAUUAACUUCACCAACGAAUUUGGAAGGCUAGUGACACAAUUAGGACCACGGUCCAUUGGAUAUGUGGAGGAUUCCCGCUUUGAAAAACCCGGGUUAACUGGCCACAAAUUCAACGAUUAUAUGACUUGCCAGUUGCAACUUGCAGUUGGUGAAAGGCUUUAUGGAUUGGGAGAACGGUAUGGCCCAUUCGUGAAAAAUGGCCAGCAUGUCGAAAUGUGGAAUGAGGACGGUGGUACCUCCUCAGAUGUCACCUAUAAGAACGUUCCUUUCUAUUUGAGUAGUAAAGGAUACGGGAUAUUUGUCGAUUCUACUUCCAAUGUAAACUUUGAGCUACAGAGCGAAAGAACUAGCAGAGUAAACAUCACCGUCCAAGGCCAAGGCAUGAGAAUCUAUAUCAUAUAUGGGCCUGAUUUCAAACAUAUCUUGACCAAAUAUGCUUCUUUGACCGGGUUUCCUGCCUUGCCUCCAGCAUGGACUUUUGGUCUUUGGCUCACUACUUCUUUUUUGACAGACUACGAUUAUGAUACUGUUAGUUCCUUCCUCCAAGGAAUGAAAGACCGUGACAUUCCGUUGAACACUUUCCAUUUUGAUUGUUUUUGGAUGAAAGGGUUCCAGUGGUGUGACUUUAAGUUCGAUCCAGUGUAUUUUCCAGAUGCAAAAAAGAUGCUCUCGGACUUGAAAUCCAAGUUCGACAUCAAGAUUUGUGUGUGGAUAAACAGCUAUAUUGCUCAGGAAUCAGAUCUAUUCGACGAAGCUGAUACCAACGGAUAUUUUAUUAAGAAGACAGAGGAUGGAGCAUCUUACCAGUGUGAUUUGUGGCAAGGUGGUAUGGGAAUCGUUGACUUCACUAAUCCCCAAGCGUGCGAGUGGUACAAGUCAAAGUUGGCAUAUUUGAUAGAUAUGGGAGUUGACAGCUUUAAAACCGACUUUGGUGAGAGAAUACCUUCCAGGGACGUACACUAUCACGAUGGUUCUAACCCGGUAGGUAUGCACAAUUUCUACACGUAUUUGUAUAACAAAUGUGUGUUUGAGGUGUUGGAACAAAAAUUGGGUGCAAAUCAAGCAUGUCUUUUCGCAAGGUCCACCACCGCAGGAGGGCAGAAGUUCCCAGUACACUGGGGAGGCGAUUGCGAAUCUACUUUUGAGGCCAUGGCCGAGUCAUUGAGAGGAGGGUUAUCACUUUCUCUUUGUGGGUUUGGAUACUGGUCUCAUGAUAUUGGCGGAUUUGAAGGAUCUCCUGACCCGGCUGUCUACAAGAGAUGGUGUGCAUUUGGGCUAUUGUCUUCGCACUCCAGACUUCAUGGUUCACACUCGUACAGAGUUCCCUGGAACUUUGACGACGAGGCUAGCGUGGUUUUGAGGAAGUUUACAAAGUUGAAGUUGUCAUUGAUGCCGUAUAUAUAUGGUCUUGCGAUAGAGGCACAUCAGCAUGCGAUUCCGGUGAUGAGACCAAUGUUACUUGAGUUUCCAGAAGACAAAAUUGCCCAAACCUGCGACACACAGUUUAUGUUGGGAGACGCUUUGUUAGUCAGUCCAGUAUUCACAGAAAAUGGUGAGGUUUCGUAUUACCUUCCAAAGGGUGAAUGGUACAGUUUAAUCGAUGGGAAAAUAAGGCACAGUGAGGGUAAAGGUGAAUGGAUUGACGAAGUUCACGAUUUCACUUCCUUGCCUCUCUUGGUGAGGCCAAACUCUGUGUUCGUCUCCGCGGAUACGAGGUCAGAUCAUGCUAAACCGGAUUAUGAUUACGCCAAAUCAUUCAUGGUGAACAUCUAUGAAGUUUGCAGCCAUAAAACGGUUGAUAUUCCAUCAGUUAGCGGGGAGGUUGUUGCCCAAGUCACGGUUCGGGCUACUGACACCGGGUAUGAUAUAACCACUUCUGGUACUAUUGGUGACUUCACUAUCAGGGUUUUAGGAAGACAACUCAAAAAUUCAAACUUUACUGAUAAGUUGCAAAAUUCAAUAAUAGAUGCGUCUGGUUCCAGUGCGCUGAUACAGUUCUUGAGUGAUUAG